Messenger RNA from Petromyzon marinus (sea lamprey), 1401 nucleotides. Its product is annotated as cerebellin-1-like. The record is from RefSeq and is a predicted model, not a curated record. Lineage: Eukaryota; Metazoa; Chordata; Hyperoartia; Petromyzontiformes; Petromyzontidae. Gene Ontology annotation, molecular function: protein binding.
ACCACCAGCACCACCACCACCAGCACCACCACCGCCACCACCACCAGCACCAUGGUGGGGCCACACCGCCAGCUGCGCUCUGGGGCGACGCGCCACCUCUCCGCGGGUGCGCCUCUCCAUCCACCACCACCACCGCCGCCGCCGCCACUGCUGCUGCUGUUGUCGCUGUCCGUCGCCGUGGUCCUGGCGCCGCUGUUGCCGUCGGCGCUGGCCCAGAACGACACGGAGCCCAUCGUGCUGGAGGGCAAAUGCCUCGUGGUGUGCGACUCCAACCCCUCGGCCGACUCGGCGGAGACGCCGUCGCCCUUCUCGGGGCCCUCGUCGCUUGGAUUCUCGGUGCGCUCCGGCGGUGCCAAGGUGGCGUUCUCCGUGGUGCGCAGCACCAACCAUGAGCCGCCAGAGAUGAGCAACCGCACCAGGGUCAUCUACUUCGACCAGAUCCUCGUGAACAUGGGCAACAGCUUCGAUGUGGAGACGGGCACCUUCUCCGCACCGCGCAAGGGCGUCUACAGCUUCAGCUUCCACGUGGUGAAGGUGUACAACAGGCAGACCAUCGAGGUGGCGCUCGUGAUGAACGGCUGGGCCGUGAUCUCGGCCUUCGCCGGAGACCAGGACGUGACCAGAGAGGCGGCGAGCAACGGCGUCCUCCUCUCCAUGGACAAGGGCAACCGCGUGCACCUCAAGCUGGAGCGGGGCACGCUCACGGGCGGCUGGAAGUUCUCCACCUUCUCUGGGUUCCUCGUCUUCCCGCUGUGAUGCGGACCCCGCACGCGAGGAGGAGGACGUGGGGGAGGAGGAUGAGGAGAGAGAAGACGUCCAUUGGGCUGAGGGGCAGCGACUCUUGGUUGGGAUUGCGAUCACGUAGUGGCAGCAGUGACGAUGGAAGCGUUUUAUGAAUUGCCCAUUAAAUAUUCAGCGUGUACAUAAUUGCGUGCUGUGUUAGGAGCCCGCAGUGCCCACAGACGCACGCACACGCAUGUCAACACGCGUGCGGUCACCAUACAGACAUCCCCAAUUACACGCGUGUGCGCACACGUAGGCACACAAUACAUGCGAGCAACAAAGGUCCCCCGUAUAGCCUUGACAGGCUGUUGGGGCAAGUGCUGUUUGCGAGCACCUAUGAAAGCCGGCACGGCACUGGAGGGGGUGGGUGGCCAGCACCACGCCUGGCCGCCUUUGUCUCCCCCAACGCCGAUGUUUACAGACGAUGAUACCAGGUACUCAUUUGAGUGUCGGGGAGGCCUAAGACUGGAUACUCAAGUACACAAACAGCAGGAUGGCCACUUAGCCGUAGAGCUCAUCAGAAGAAGUGCCUGUGACAGUCAACACUGAUAAUACACACAGCCACAAUACACACAGACACAAUACACACAUCCACAAUACACACAGCCACAAUACACA